This is a messenger RNA of Octodon degus (degu), 2498 nucleotides long. It is a transcript of the gene Ggt1, whose product is annotated as gamma-glutamyltransferase 1. The transcript is spliced from 15 exons. The coding region runs from base 623 to 2329 and encodes 568 amino acids. Gene Ontology annotation, molecular function: glutathione gamma-glutamate hydrolase. NCBI's taxonomy places the organism in Eukaryota, Metazoa, Chordata, Mammalia, Rodentia, Octodontidae. The record is from RefSeq and is a predicted model, not a curated record. Gene Ontology annotation, cellular component: plasma membrane. Gene Ontology annotation, biological process: peptide modification; regulation of immune system process; regulation of inflammatory response.
CUAUCCCACUUUGCCUGGCUCUGGGAAGCCCAACCCCCUGUUCUGGGAGGAACUUCUAUGAUUCUCAGCUGUAGGGGAAAUCCACGUCUUUAAAACAAGGAAGGUAUCAGGGCCCCAGGACAAAGCAUUGAGGGCCAGGAGGGCCUGGAGACUAAGCUCUAUUUAACAGAAGGAAGAAAGCUGAGAAUGAGACCCAGCGAGGAGAAGGGCCUGUUCAUUUCUAGCAUGUCAGAAGCAGAGCCGGGCUGGACCCUGUGUUCUUCCCACGGCCUCCUGAUAAGGAAUCGCCAAAAGCCGUGAGAUCUGUGCGGCUUGACGCUCUGGGAUAGUAGUGACAUGGCCUUGGAAUUGGGCUGGAGGAUUAGCAGAGAAACUCCAGGCUGGUAGUGCUGUCUGCAGUGUCCCUGUGCAUCCUGGUGGCUGUGUCCUGGGAAUCAGCUCUGUUCAGCCUGCAUUCAUUCUGAGGAGAACGAGGGAGCUGCCUGGUGGAGGAGUCUAGAGGAGAUUCUGUGGCCACAGGGUCCUGCGGAGCACCAGGGAGAUCCCAGUUAUUUCUCCAGCUGCCUUUUGGAGGCACCUUCCUAGACAAGGCUUGGAACUCCCACCUACUGCUGGACGAGUCAUGAAGAAGCAGUUUGUGGUGCUGGGCUUCUUGGCUGUGGUUCUGCUCCUGGUCAUUGUGGGUCUCUGCCUCUGGCUGCCCUCCACCUACACGCAGCCUGACCACGUGUACGCCAGGGCGGCUGUGGCCGCUGAUGCCAAGCACUGCUCGGAGAUUGGGAGGGACGUGCUGCUGGAUGGCGGCUCGGCGGUGGAUGCAGCCAUUGCUGGCCUACUGUGUGUCGGGCUCAUGAACCCACACAGCAUGGGCAUUGGGGGUGGCCUGUUCCUCACCAUCUAUGACAGCUCCACAGGGAAAGCUGAGGUUAUUAAUGCCCGUGAGAAGGCACCCCGGCUGGCGCACACCAACAUGUUCAACAGCUCAAAGCAGUCUGAGGAAGGUGGGCUGUCAGUGGCAGUUCCAGGUGAGAUCCGCGGCUACGAGUUGGCGCACCAGCGGCACGGGCGGCUGCCUUGGCAUCGCCUCUUCCAGCCCAGCAUCCAGCUGGCCCGUGAGGGCUUCCCUGUGGGCAAGGGCUUGGCAGGAGCCCUGAACAAAACCCGCACUGUCAUUGAGCAGACACCUAACCUGUGCGAGAUUUUCUGCCGGAACGGGAAGGUGCUUCAGCAGGGCGACACAGUGACCAUGCCACGACUGGCUGACACUUAUGAGACACUGGCCCGAGAGGGGGCCCAGGCCUUCUACAAUGGCAGCCUCACAGCCCAGAUCUUGCAGGACAUCCAGGAGGCUGGGGGCAUCAUGACCACUGAGGACCUGAACAACUACCGUGCGGAGCUGAUCGAGCACCCGCUGAGCAUCAGCCUUGGGGACUCCGUGCUGUAUGUGCCCAGCGCCCCACUCAGUGGGCCUGUGCUGGUUCUCAUCCUCAACAUCCUCAAGGGGUACAACUUCUCCCCGGCAAGUGUAAGCACACCUGCACAGAAGGCCUUGACAUACCACCGCAUUGUGGAGGCCUUCCGGUUUGCCUAUGCCAAGAGGACCCUGCUUGGGGACCCCAAGUUCGUUGAUGUGACUAAGGUCAUCCAAAACAUGAGCUCCGAGUUCUUCGCAGCCCAGCUUCAGGCCCGAAUCUCUGACUACACCACAUACCCAGUCUCCUACUAUGAGCCUGAAUACUAUGUGCCUGAUGAUGGGGGCACGGCCCACCUGUCCGUGGUCUCAGAGGACGGCAGUGCUGUGUCCGCCACCAGCACCAUCAACCUCUACUUUGGCUCCAAGGUCGUUUCCCAAGUCAGUGGCAUCAUCUUCAACAAUGAGAUGGAUGACUUCAGCAAUCCCUACUUCACCAACCAGUUCGGGGUGUCCCCUUCACCGGCCAAUUUCAUCGCACCAGGGAAGCAGCCACUCUCGUCCAUGUGCCCAUCAAUCAUUGUGGGCAAGGAUGGCAAGGCCCAGAUGGUGGUGGGAGCCUCCGGAGGGACACAAAUCACCACAUCAACUGCGCUGACUAUCAUCCGCAGCCUCUGGUUUGGCUACAAUAUGAAGCGGGCAGUGGAGGAGCCCCGGCUGCACAACCAGCUUCUACCUAAUAUCACAACAAUGGAGAAAAACAUUGAUGAGGCAGUGGCUGCAGGCUUGAAGACCCGGCACCACGACACCGAGGUUACAGACAGCUUCAUCGCUGUGGUGCAGGCCAUUAUGCGGACAGCCAGUGGCUGGGCAGCUGCUUCGGACUCCAGGAAAGGCGGGGAGCCAGCCGGCUACUGAGCGCCCCCCUGGGAUAGCCAAGACUGGCCAGAAACCCGAGGCCAAGACGCCAGGGCCAGGAGUGGGACUUUAGGGGGUACUCUCUUGAUGAGUGGCACAGCGGCAUAAUAAAUGGGGCCACUGCGUAGAGCUCUGGGCAGCGUCGCAGUCCAGGUCCCCCCUCCCUGGG